Amoebophrya sp. A25 is the source of this 5478-nucleotide messenger RNA. The record is from the annotation of a GenBank genome assembly. NCBI's taxonomy places the organism in Eukaryota, Dinophyceae, Syndiniales, Amoebophryaceae.
CGAAAUCAGAAGAGAAUUGUUCGAAGUGCUGAUUCUUGGAUUCAUUCGCUUAACUAAGAUUUAAGUGAAGUUGUAGAAGUACAUCUUGAACCAAGCAAGAUGGCACUCGCUUCUGCUCGUUAUUCUUUAGGCAACCGUGCUCGCGGUGCAUCGCAGACAGAGGGCACGACUCUUGGUAGUCCGCCCAGUGCUUCUGCCGCGGGUAAAACGGGAGGACCAGGCUUUUCCGUCGAUCAAAAGAUUUGGACCGACCUGUUUGCCAAGUCAUCCCCUGGCGAUGAUCAUACAACUGGAAAAGGGCACGUCACUGGGCCGCUGCUGACGGUCGGGAUAGUCCGCGAAGUAAUGCCAGGUGGAGGAAUCACGGUAGAGGACUCAGCGCCAGCAAUAGGAUUUCACGCCAAACCCACUUCGCGGACUCUUCUCGCCAAAGAGGUUGCGACACGAUGCUAUCCGGCACCAGGGUACAACAGUUUUUUCAUGCACACCUGCUUCAUGGCUUUGAGUCAGGGUUGGCUUAGGGUAUUGAUUCCAAGAACUUGAACCGAUUCUACCCGCGGACUAUCAAUCGGGUACCUCUUAGCCUUUUCAUUGCGGUAUUCAUGACAGCUUUGUUGACUGAACACUAUUUAAGGAUGUUCAUUUGAUAUGCGAGUCUCCCAGUAUUGCAAUGUUUUCUAGGUCGGGCGCAUGCGCGGACAUGGGGGGCGCUGGUGGAGCCGGUUUGACAAGUAGCGAGCUCAUACAGGAGCUUCUUUUGCAUCGUUUUGCCGGCGGGGAUCUGUGCACGCAGGUUGGCCCGCAUGCCCUUGUACAGAUGAAUCCCAAUAAGAGCGCCGAUAGUGCCGCGUACUCGCUCACCCUUGUGCCUCGAUACACUCACGCCGCCAUCGCAGAUCGUGGCAGGGCUGAGACGCGCAAAAGCACGGUGGCUGGCCGGAAAAGCGCUCGGCGGGGGUCCAGCUUUGGCAGCGAAACCGGUGACGAUGACGCGUUACCGCCACAUGUGUUCCGACUAGCAGCCUCAGCUUACAAUCGCGCUGUGCGGACACGAGAUAGCAGCUUCGUGUAUGCGACGAGCUCAGGACCAGCAGCGGGAACUUCGCACACGUUCAGCCAGCUCCUGACGUACGCCACUGGGGUGGCAUCAAAUACGUCAAAUGCAGUAGAGCAGACCCGCAAGAUUAUCGAGGCGCGCGAAUUGCUCUCGCCGUUCAUCAGUGUGUUGAAAGAUAGCAGAGCACCUCCGCCAGCGGCUGCCGCAGGCACCGCCGGGGAGGCGGAAGCCGACAUCGAGGGCCGUGUGGAUCCCUUUCACCUGAAAAACAGCCCAAGAGAUUUCACAUCUGCCGAUGAAUCAAAGACAGUUGUGAAAGGCGGCUGGCGCAGUACGCAGGCUGAGGUGGAAUUGUCGCUCACGUACCGCUUAGUGCCGGACGAGGAUGCAAAGGCGCAGAGCUUGCAUAGCAACAGCGUGUCCACGGCAAAGCUUGCUAGAGCUCUGGGGGGAACGACGGAACAGACGGAAGGCUCCGCAAAUGAGGGGUCAGCAGCUCCGAAUGUUGCGGGACCGCCGGUUCGAGCUCCGGCGCUAGCAGCGUCUGCAUCCGUCAGCAAAAUUGUGGGGGCGCGCUUCGCAGUGCGCAACCUAGCCAUGGAGAAUGAGUUGGUGCAUUUAGAAAAAGAGGUUGACAAGGAGGAGGAUGAAGAGGAGAAGCUGCUGAAACGGACGGCAUAUGUCGAAAAGGAUCAGCGCACGUUUGAUAUCUUCUACCAGUACCUUGCGUACCUUCACGAGCACGGUGGACCGUAUGUGGACGCAGAGUACAGUGAAUUUCCAAAAGUUCUCGGUGGCGACGAUCUCCGCUCGCUUAAGGAAGACAAGGUACUCGUCGAUGAAGAUUUCAUGUAAUCGAGCUUAUCUGCUGCGAUCACCAUCACGAUCACAGAUGUUCAUUAAUACUGACCAUGCACAAACAGCUACGUUUUUUCAGUCAUGUUGUAUCAAUACCAUAAAUCAGUGUGCUUUUGACAGGUAGCGCUGAGUCAAACGCUGGCGUUGUUCGAGCAGUUUCGUGUGGACAAGGACGUGAUUUUUCGGAAGUUGGAUUUCGUCAUGUGGCUGUCGGGACUGAUUGAUCGUGUUCAUGAUGAAGAUGAUUCGCUAGAUGCACAUGCGUGGGAGAUGCUUUAUAAGUGCUAUGAGGAUGCUGUCCGUCCAGCGGCGGCUGCAGUUUCUCAGGCCGCCUUCGAGGAGGAGCUGACGCAUCCCGAGAAGCCGUCAGAGUCUGAGGGCGAAGAGGCACAGAAACGUGCGGAGGAGAAACAGGACGCAGUCCUGGAGCAGUGGUGCAAAAAAUUGCGGCGUUUGUGCGAAUGUGUUUAUGGCUCUGCAGUCGAGUACGUCGUCGAAUGCGUGAACACGGAACUGGCUGCAGUGAGUAAGGAGGCGGAAGCAGGUGAAGCUGCAGGAGAGACCGGGAAAGAGGGAAAAAGUGGUCAGAGGGCACAGUUAGUGCUGUCAGAAGGCCCGCUGGGGCGGCAUCAUGCGACGGGUGGGCAUGGGUCAUUGCCAGUUCUUUUGCAGAAUUUGCGAGCUGAUAUUGUGUGGCGAUACCGCGUGGCGGCGUGCGCGGGUACGACCGCGCACCAUCAUAUGGGCGAGGAACUCGCCAACCGGAUCGCGGCUCAACAAGAAGUGACGGACAACGCGGUGUCUUCGUCAACAGCGUUUCUUGACGAGAUCUUGCUCAAGCAGACGCUGGCCCGGCGAAGGGCUUCCGCGCGCGCUUCCAAAAUGCCAGUCGAUGCACAGCUGUCGGCCGCAGAACUGCGUAAGAGCAAGCAGCAGUUGGAAGAAGAAGUGACACAGGAAAUAGUAGACCGCGAUGUGGAGCCGCUGGAGGUCCUGCACGCAGACGGUGUCCUAAGGCACUACUCCGUGGACGCGGAUUUUCGCGCUCGUCUCGCCACAGCAGAUCUGUGCGCGCUCGGCAGCGUCGGACAUGAUAUGUGGCCAAAACACGCCAUUGUGGCGAGCGCUAAGGAGGUCAGCAGCACCGACGGCGGAGACGCAGCAGCUCAGCGGAUGGGAGUGAAACAGGCUCUAUUAGACUUCGCAGUAGAGACCAGAGAACGACUAGAAAGUGGAGGCGCGUUUUUUGUGCUCUGUGUGCGCGGCAACCGUCGCUGUGCGAGUCGGCUGCUAGAUAAGCGCAUUGUACUGCGCGAUAUCCAGCGCCACAGACUCUCAGACGUCGUAGCGUUGUUGCAGUGGCGUCGCAAGCGAGUGCUGCAGCCUCUAGUUGGCGGGCGUCCGGUCGAUCUCACGGCACUCUCGGACGCGGCGGCUGCUUUACUGCAAGCGGAAGAAGCUGUUGGCGUCAACAACCAAGACGAGCCAGACGACAACAAAAUGAAUAUUGAUGCGGCGGGCACCGCUGGCGCGACAACGAGGGCAUCCUCAGUCACAGUAGCGCAAGGCUUGUCGGGGCCGCUGCAGGCAGGAUAUUCAGGCUUGGGGAAGCAGAUGCAACGGGCGUUACGAGCGGAGCGCUCGGCACUGUACACGUCGCCGGAGGGAAAGGCGGCCAUCGUGAAACUGCAAGGGUGGAUUCGUGGCGUUUUUGCCAUUCGUUGUAGACAAUGGCUGCAAAAUAUGCGCGCGGAAAUCGUGCGGACGACGAUGCAGCAGGAGGACCCUGCUGCGGAGCGAGGCCACUUGGAGGCACUAGUUGCUACUUGUCAGCAGGCUGGUUACGGUGGCUGGUCCGAAUGCGCGCACGCGAUCGAGGUUAUAGAGGAGCAUGGAGGAGAUGUUAGCCACUUAAAACUACAGGAAAGAAGUGGUGGCAGGCAGUCGGGGCGCGUAAGUGGUGUGGCGGUGGAUGGAAGGAAAGGCAGUGCAGCGCCUAAGAAUCUGAGGGCUGAGGGUGAGUCUGCGAGUCCCGGGUCAGCGCGUUCCAGCAAAAGGCAGGUUUCGGUCGUUCAACCGGCUCCGACCUCACAGAGGCUCUCUGAGUUGAGUGCUCCUAAGAAAUUUGUGACAUCGCCAGACGCGAAGAAGGGCGCUUCGCCGAAGAGAGCUACGGCGAAGAAAUCCACAAUGCGAUCGACGUCACCAGGCGACAUUCCGACUGACGAACCCAAGGAGACUGCUGAGGAGAGGCAGGCGCGCAAGCAGGAAGGCCUCAAGCGACUCCUGAAACAGACGAACGCUCGUGAAGCGAAAGUUGUCACGGCGCGUCCAGCUGGUAACGUCUCGCCGGGAGGGCGCACACGCGAUUGGGUGUUACCUCAAACGGAGCCUACUGAGGACCACAGCACGACCCCUGCAGAGCGGACUGGAAAGUCACAGAGAGUUACGUUGCAGGCUGGGUCUGAAAAGCGAGACAUCUGCAGUACCAGGGCUGUUUCCGCGAGACUGUCGAGCGGAGUCCCCUCGAGACCGAGAGAGAGCGAAGCCGCGCCGAAUCUGCAUGUAUCUAGACCGUCGAGUACGGCCACGACUCCACGAGUUCUUCGGCCGUCAGCUGCGAAUCUCGUUCCUGGCCAGGCGUUGGACACACAAAAGCCCCGCACAUCGGCGGUUACGGGCAAACCGCUUACACAAGCCGAGGCGCAGUCGUUGUCCAGCGAGGACAUGCGAUCUCUGUUGUCUGACCCCGAAUUUCUGCGCACUCGGGAGGAGCGCGACACAGCGCGGGAGCGGGCGGACGAGUUGCGGCAGACGCUCGAGGUCAAGCAGGAACAGCUUCAGAUUCUGAAAGAUCGCUACACCCCUAUUCAGAGACAGCAGCUGAGACAGCGCAGUGCCAAGCUUGAGGCGUAUUUGGAAACACUUCGUCGCAUCACCACGGAAAUGCUGCCCCACGCGGAGAAGAUUAUUCAGACGAUCGAGGAUCGCGCGGACGAUGAAGUGGUGGCAGCCGAGCUCGCCAAAGGCGCUGGACACAAGCCGGGCGACGUAGAUCAUAACAGUAUAAGAGAGUUGCUUGUCGUGCGUGACUUCUUUCGAAAUGUCAUGAAGGUCUCGACGUCUCACUCAGCAGGACGUGAAAGCAUGAUGACCGACGCCUUAACAGAAAGAGGAAGCAUAAAGGCGAACUGGCGGAGUUAGUUAAAUAAUAUACUGACAAGGUCACUGUCACUUCUACUACUUGUGCUUGCCGACGACGAACAGAAGUGAGUUCUUCCAUGUCUUCAAUUCUACCAUGCUGUACUGACCUCAAUCCAUUCUCUUCAUCACAUUGAUUCACGACAUGGUUUCAAGUAGCUCGGGUUCUUCCCCUUCUGGUGAGCAGAGUAUGUUCCAAGAACUACAAGCUGGAUAUUAAGUUGGUGUGAGCUUUUUUUCUAAUUCACUAUCUAAGGCCAUGAUGAUUCCUACGACACAAUGAAUGUGCUAGAAGCUGCUUACACGUGUGCUAGAGAUAGUGUGAAAGCCGUCCCGAAAAACAGCGGACGGCUGGAGUUUGG